GUCUCAGCAUCCCCAUGCUCCCUCCUGCCGACACUUCCACCUGGGUCCCCAGCCUCAGCUCUCCACCGACUUCACCCUGCCUCACGCAGUGCAGCCCCAGCCGGGGCUGACCCCCCACAUGGCCCCCGCGCACCAGCACAGCGGCCCCCUGCACCAGCCCCUGGCGCCGGUGCCAGCCCUGCCCUUCCAGGAUGUGGCCGGACCCUCCUUCCUACCUCAGGCGCUUCACCAGCAAUACCUCCUCCAGCAGCAGCUCCUCGAGGCACAGCACCGCCGGCUCAUGCCCCAUCCCAGGCGGGCUCAAGAGCGCAUGUCCGUUCAGCCUCACCGGCUGCACCCCAGCUUUGACUUCAGCCACCAACUGCAAACUCCACAACCCAUGGGGCCCCAGCCCAGGUAUUUAGCCGAAGGCACGGACUGGGACCUCAGUGUGGAUGCAGGACUGACUCAUACCCAGUUCCAGGUCCGGCCAGUCCCUCAGCCCUAUCAGCAUUACUUAGCUACACCUCGGAUGCACCAUUUUGCCAGAAGCACAUCCUCGACACAGAUGGUUGUUCACGAAAUCAGAAAUUACCCUUACCCCCAGCUUCAGUUACUUGCUCUUCAGGGACUGAACCCAAGCAGGCACACAUCUGCUGUGCGGGAGAGCUAUGAAGAGCUGCUGCAGCUGGAGGACAGGCUGGGCAGCGUGAGCCGGGGAGCUGUCCAGAACACCAUUGAGAGGUUCACCUUCCCCCACAAGUACAAGAAGAGAAGACCGCAGGAGGGCAAAGCUGAGCAAGAGGAUGGAGAGGAGUCAGACACUGACGAGAAAUGCACAAUCUGUCUGUCCAUGCUUGAAGAUGGAGAAGACGUCAGGCGGUUGCCCUGACUCUUCCCCCAUGUGGGCGUGCACCAGGGGCUGGCCACCAGUAACAAGUGCCCGAUCUGCAGGGUGGACAUUGAAACACAGCUCGGCUCGGACAGCUGAAAGGACUGGCUGGACACACCAUUUUCCUUACCAGGUCAUAUGGCCAUAAACCCUUGCAGCAAAAUUUUUUGCCUUCUGAGCCAUUUGAUUGAGAGGAGAAGUCUGCAGGCACGUUAGUGAGGAGAAGGGGAUGGUGGUGGUACAAUAUCUAGCGGUAGGAGAUAUUGCACAUAUGCAGGAUACGGGCCCGGUGAAAGGGAGCUGGCAUUCCCGUAUUCCUGGAGCUCAGAGACCCCGUGCUGCAGAAGAUUUAGUGUUGAACAUGAAGGAAAUAGUUGUGGUAGUCUGGCCUGUCAAUCCUGCAUCUCAUGAGGAUUGUAUAUAUACCUCUCGAAUACGUAGAAACAUGUUAGGGGUCCUUUAGCUAUUUCUAUGGAUGGCAGCUGGAGCAUGUUAGCUUAAGAAAUGUUGUGUUUGAUGCCCUACUCAUCUUGUGGUGGACAUGUUGCUGUUACCUAAUUUGCACCAAAUAUUUUUUCAUAGAUUCCUUAUUUUGGUGCCUGAUUAAUACAUUGCAGAAGGGGAAUAAAGAGAUCAAGCUUUCCCACCCUUGGCAGGGGGAAAGUGGCGAAAAAGCAAAAU
Mesitornis unicolor (brown roatelo) is the source of this 1552-nucleotide messenger RNA. RefSeq names its product RING finger protein 165-like. Lineage: Eukaryota; Metazoa; Chordata; Aves; Mesitornithiformes; Mesitornithidae. Gene Ontology annotation, biological process: positive regulation of BMP signaling pathway; motor neuron axon guidance. Gene Ontology annotation, molecular function: ubiquitin protein ligase activity. The record is from RefSeq and is a predicted model, not a curated record.